AUGAAUGGAUUGUAUGCAACCAUUCAAAGGUUGGUACCUGAUUUGAGCACUCAAGAUAAGAUUGGGGAACAACUAGACUUGUAUCAAAAUGCCCAUGGUCUUUUUGGCAAUCCGAUGGCCAUAAGACAAAGAGACAAAAGAGCUCCAGCUGACUGGUGGUCUGCAUAUGGAGCAUAUCAAAGAAAGGACACCACAGAUCCUAUUCUUUUGAAAGAAAUAGAUGAAAGUAACGAGUGGUUGAUGGGCCAUAUGGAUGAGGAAAAUGUUGAGGAGGAUGACUUUGUGUUUGAUGGAAAUGAUUUAACUUGGUCUGUUGUUGAUAAAGCUUCUGGGGCAUCUGAGCCUAAUUAUUCUACUAGGAGGUCAUCUACACCAAGUUCAACUUCAUUAAGAGAUAAAGGAAAUGGUGUUGCUGAAACCUCAAAUUGUAAAAGGGCUUCUAGGGGAUUUAGCUUGAUUGAUGAAGAGAUAGAAGAAGAUAAUGGAGUUUCUGAAGAUGAUGGGGAGGAGUAG
This is a messenger RNA of Lactuca virosa, 513 nucleotides long. The record is from the annotation of a GenBank genome assembly. NCBI's taxonomy places the organism in Eukaryota, Viridiplantae, Streptophyta, Magnoliopsida, Asterales, Asteraceae.